AAUUUACCUUUCUUCCUUCCAUUCCAAUUUGCAAUUAAAAUCAAUUUAGUUCACCCUUUCGUCUUUCAAACUGUCUUCAUACCACCGCAACCCCUUCGACGAUCCGUCGCAGCCUGACCUGCGUGCGGAUAGUCAGAGCUCUCGGCGUGGGGACUUCGUUCCUCCCGGAGCUGACAUGAAUCCAUUUGCGGGUGAUGACGAUGUUGUAGACUUUACCCAACCUUCCCAGCAUCAAACGUCAUCACCAUGGGCACCAUCUACAGGUCAACAAGGACAAACCGCUCAUUAUGGUGGCAACGACCUCAUUGACUUUCAAGACCAAUUUGGUAAUUCAUCGUCUAAUUUACCACAAGCACAAUCGGCUUAUUUGCCAAGCCAACCAACUUUGAAGCACUCGGAUACCUUUAUGACGGACGGUGCGUCGUCUCUAUAUGAUGAAGGAAGUGGACAAAUUGACGAUGACGAUAACUUGCAACUUUUGGACAAUCAAGGCCCAAUUGCAGGCUCGCGCUAUAAUCGUCAACCAUCCAAUGCAUCAUCCAUUCCGGGAAGCGUAUCCGGUGGAAUACCGUUGCGGAGCUCACAGUCGCCCACAAGCACGCCAACACGGGCAAAACGUCGACAGUCAUUUAGAGGCAAAAUCAACGAGUUGCUAGGGCGAUCACCCAGACUUGUCCCAGGCCAAGAAAGUGAAGCGCGCCUUAUAUAUAUCAAUAAUCAAGCUCUCAACGAGCAACAAAACUAUCUCCAUAAUCGCAUCUUCACUGGCAAAUAUACGUCUUUCACAUUCUUGCCAAAGUUUCUGUACGAAGAAUUCUCUAAAUACGCAAAUUUGUUCUUCUUGUUCAUUUCUGGCAUUCAGCAAAUUCCUGGUAUCUCUCCUACUUCCAGAUGGACGACCCUGGUACCAUUAUUGAUAGUGUUACUCAUUACUGCCGUAAAAGAAGUCAUCGAGGAUUGGGGUGUACAUCGAUCAGAUGCAGAGCUAAAUGCGCGAGGUUGUAAAGUACUUGAAGGAUCUCAAUUCGUAGAGAGACCAUGGCGCGAUAUUCGUGUGGGCGACAUUGUACGUAUUGACGGUGGUGGCCAUUUCCCAGCGGAUCUUGUGCUGCUAAGUAGUUCCGAGCCUGAGGGUCUUUGCUAUAUUGAAACUAGCAAUCUAGAUGGAGAAGUCAAUCUAAAGAUCAAACAAGCUCUCCCACAAACUGCAAAGUGCGUCACUCCCCUUGACAUUGGUCAGCUGCAAGGAACUAUCAAAUCAGAACAACCAAACAAUCGUCUUUAUAAUUAUGAUGGUACCGUUACCUUAGCUGUUGACGAAGUUGGAAGAAACAGAGACUUUGCACUUGACCCUACCCAAUUGCUGUUGCGUGGCGCUCAGCUUCGUAACACAUCUUGGAUCUAUGGUAUUGUUGUGUUCACUGGUCAUGAAACUAAGCUCAUGUUGAAUUCAAGCAAAAAGCCAUCCAAGGUUUCGAACGUUACUCGUCUUACCAAUCGCAACAUCGUGUACCUUUUUAUCAUUCUUGUGGUUAUGAGCAUUUGUUGUUCCAUUGGUGGCCUGGUUACUACAAUAUCUAAGGGCAGUCAAUUGGCAUACCUCGCCAUCAAUGAUAUGUCUCGCGCAGGCGAGUUUGGAUACGGUAUCCUGACCUUCCUUAUCUUGUUCAAUAGUUUCAUUCCUAUCAGUUUAAUGGUGACCAUGGAGCUUGUCAAGUACAUUCAGUCCUACUUGAUCGAUUCGGAUUUGGAUAUGUAUUACGAACCUACUGAUACUGCUGCCACAGCCCGAAGCAGUAGUUUAAUUGAAGAACUAGGACAAGUACAGUUUGUGUUUUCAGACAAGACCGGUACUCUGACUUGUAAUGAGAUGCAAUUCCGACAAUCUUCAAUCGCUGGUCUUUCUUAUGCAGACAAAGUGGAAUCUGAUAGACAAGCACAAGAUGGAGUGGAUGAUCCAACUUUACAAUAUACUUUCUCUCAGUUGGAAGCGCAUCUGAAAUCGCACUCUACUGCUAAUGUCAUCAAUGAGUUCUUAACUCUCUUAGCUGUAUGCCAUACUGUCAUUCCUGAGCAACAAGAGGGUUCUGAUGAAAUCAUCUACCAGGCUUCCAGUCCAGACGAAGGUGCCUUGGUGAAGGGUGCUAGCACUUUGGGUUAUAAAUUCCAUACUAGACGACCUAACUCCAUCAACUGCAAUAUCCGUGGACGUGAUCUCGAAUUUCAAAUUCUCAAUGUUUGCGAGUUCAAUUCCACACGCAAGCGUAUGUCGGCUGUAGUUCGUGGUCCCGAUGGAAAAAUCAAGUUAUACUGCAAAGGUGCUGAUACUGUUAUUUUGGAACGUCUUUCUGAAAACAACCCAUUUGUGGAGCCAACUUUGAUGCAUUUGGAAGAGUAUGCUACUGAAGGUUUGCGAACACUUUGUGUUGCUAUGCGCGAAAUUCCCGAAGACGAGUACGCUAGAUGGUCACAAAUUUACGACAAAGCUUCCACUACCCUGGUUAACCGUUCUGAGGAACUUGAUCGAGCUGCUGAGAUGAUUGAGCAGGAUAUGUUUUUGCUUGGUGCCACUGCCAUUGAAGAUAAACUGCAAGAUGGUGUACCGGACACCAUCCACACUCUUCAAGAGGCUGGAAUCAAAGUCUGGGUCCUUACUGGUGAUCGUCAAGAAACUGCUAUCAACAUCGGUUACUCUUGCAAACUCCUCAAUGAAGAAAUGAGUUUGAUUGUCUGCAACGAAGAAAAUCACUGGGACACAAAGAACUUCUUAGAGGCAAAAUUGAAGGAAAUUAGUGAUGUGAAGAAUCGUGGGGAAGACCUUGAGCCCUUAGCUCUUGUCAUUGAUGGUCGCGCUUUAACAUUUGCUCUCGAGAAAGACAUUGAAAAGGUUCUUUUCGAUUUGGCCGUUUUGUGUAAAGCCGUCGUCUGCUGUCGUGUAUCGCCACUCCAAAAGGCUCUAGUGGUCAAAUUGGUGAAGAAGUAUACUCAUGCCAUUCUACUUGCUAUUGGAGACGGAGCCAAUGAUGUUUCUAUGAUUCAAGCUGCACAUGUUGGUAUUGGAAUCAGUGGUGUUGAAGGUUUACAAGCUGCUCGAAGCGCAGACUUCGCCAUCUCCCAAUUCCGCUUCCUCAAGAAAUUGCUAUUGGUUCAUGGUGCCUGGUCUUACCAACGACUGUCAAAAAUGAUUUUCUAUUACUUCUAUAAGAACGUAGCGCUGUAUUUGACUCAAUUUUGGUAUGCCUUCUAUAAUGGUUUUUCAGGAUCAACUCUGUAUGAAUCAUGGACCAUGUCUUGCUUCAACGUCAUCUUUACUUUCCUUCCGCCAUUGGCUAUCGGAAUCUUUGACCAAUUUGUGUCAGCCCGCAUGUUAGAUAAAUACCCUCAACUCUAUAUUCUCGGCCAGCAUAACGAAUUCUUCAACCAGAAGAAAUUCUGGGGUUGGUUUGCAAACGCCAUUUUCCACUCUUUGAUUCUCUUCUUUACUGGCGUAGGCGCUUUCCGUAACGAUGGUGUGUUCAUGAAUGGUACAAAUGGCGGUCAAUGGUGGGUAGGCACCGUGGUUUUUACCGCUGUUUUAGGCUGUAUCUUGUGGAAGGGCGCCUUGAUUACAGAUAUGUGGACCAAGUAUACUUUCAUUGCCAUUCCAGGCUCCAUGGUUGUUUGGUUCAUCUAUCUUCCCAUUGUGGCUUAUAUUGGAUCCAGUGUCUCCACUUCCGUUUUCCCAGAAUACAACGGCAUCGUACCACAGGUCUGGGGCAACGUUAACUUCUGGCUAUAUCUCAUUUUGGUGCCUUUCUUGUGCAAUCUUAGAGACUUCGCAUGGAAAUUCGCCAAGCGUAUGUACCGCCCAAUGCCCUACCACUUUGUUCAGGAGAUCCAAAAGUUCAAUCUCCCAGAUUACCGUCCUAGAAUGGAUCGUUUCAGACAGGCUGUUAACAAGGUUCGCCGAAUUCAACGACUCAAGCGAAAUCGUGGAUACGCCUUUUCACAGACAGAUAGUGAUCAAACCAAGAUCAUUCGUGUCUAUGAUACCACUCAACAGAAACCACAAGGUUAAAUUGUAUACUUCUGGUAUUAAUCGCUAUAACAUAUUAUUUGAACCUCUAUCAUGAUUGUAAAACCCCUUUUUUUAUUCCUUCUCACUUAUAAAAUUUGAAUUUGGCUGAACCGA
Messenger RNA from Umbelopsis ramanniana AG, 4171 nucleotides. RefSeq lists its product as uncharacterized. The transcript is spliced from 14 exons. The record is from RefSeq and is a predicted model, not a curated record. Gene Ontology annotation, molecular function: magnesium ion binding; ATPase-coupled intramembrane lipid carrier activity; ATP binding. Lineage: Eukaryota; Fungi; Mucoromycota; Umbelopsidomycetes; Umbelopsidales; Umbelopsidaceae. The coding region runs from base 176 to 4057 and encodes 1293 amino acids. Gene Ontology annotation, cellular component: plasma membrane. Gene Ontology annotation, biological process: phospholipid translocation; post-Golgi vesicle-mediated transport; endocytic recycling.